AUGGCCGCUCCACUUUCGAACGAGGCCAAGGUCAACGAGGCCCAACAGCUGGCCAAAACCGACCCGGCGAAAGCAGAGAGUAUUUACAAGGACGUGCUUGCUCGGUCGCCAGGCUCGGACCAAGGUGCCUUACAAGUCUAUGAAAAUGCUCUGGUUGGCCUCGGAGAACUGUAUAGAGACAACAAACGCUCGGAGGAUCUGUCGGAGUUAGUCAAGACGAGCAGGUCAACGCUGUCUUCGUUCGCUAAAGCGAAGACGGCGAAGCUUGUCCGGCAACUCCUCGACUUCUUCACUGACAUUCCCAAUACACUCGAGAUCCAAAUCACCACCACUAAAUCGUGCAUCGACUGGGCCAAUGCCGAAAAGCGAUCCUUCCUUCGUCAGAACCUCGAAACGAGACUUGUUGGGCUCUACAUGCAGAAGCAAUCCUACUACGAUGCCCUCACACUGAUCAACGGCCUGUUGCGAGAGCUGAAGCGGUUGGACGACAAGCUGGUGCUCGUCGAGGUGCAAUUGCUUGAAUCUCGGGUAUACCAUGCUCUGACCAACCAGGCCAAAGCACGAGCUGCCUUGACUUCCGCAAGGACAUCUGCCGCCUCGGUCUAUACACCUCCACUUCUGCAGGCUGGGUUGGACAUGCAGAGUGGGAUGCUACACGCCGAAGACAAAGACUUCAACACCGCAUAUUCCUACUUCAUCGAAGCUCUGGAAGGUUACCACGCUCAAGACGAUACUGCGCGCGCCACGUCGGCCCUGCAGUAUAUGCUGUUGUGCAAGAUCAUGUUAAAUCUGGUCGAUGAUGUCAACAACCUACUGUCGUCAAAACAAGCGCAAAAGUAUGCCAGUACGAGUUUGGAGGCCAUGAAAGCCGUGGCACGAGCGCAUUCGAAUCGGUCACUCGAAGAGUAUGAACAAGCCUUAUCCAACUAUCGGUACGAGCUGGGCAGCGAUGUCUUCAUCCGCAACCACCUGCGACGACUGUAUGACGCCAUGCUGGAACAGAAUCUGAUCAAAGUCAUUGAACCCUUCAGCCGGGUUGAGAUUGACCAUGUCGCGAAGAUGGUGGGACUCGACACUCAGCAAGUGGAAAGAAAGCUAUCUCAGAUGAUCCUCGACAAGGUCAUUGUCGGGGUGUUGGAUCAAGGAGAAGGCUGCUUGAUCGUUUACGACGAAGUUGAGCGGGAUACUGGCUACGAUGCAGCCUUGGAGACGAUCGAAAAGCUCAGCAACGUGGUUGAUGUACUUUACACCAACCAAGCUGCAUUACUUGAAUGA
This is a messenger RNA of Fonsecaea erecta, 1275 nucleotides long. RefSeq lists its product as hypothetical. The record is from RefSeq and is a predicted model, not a curated record. Gene Ontology annotation, molecular function: structural molecule activity. The transcript has 2 exons. Gene Ontology annotation, biological process: ubiquitin-dependent protein catabolic process. Gene Ontology annotation, cellular component: proteasome regulatory particle, lid subcomplex. NCBI's taxonomy places the organism in Eukaryota, Fungi, Ascomycota, Eurotiomycetes, Chaetothyriales, Herpotrichiellaceae. The coding region runs from base 1 to 1275 and encodes 424 amino acids.